UCUCCACCAGCCAAUGGGAGUGGUCUGCAUGGCCUUCAAGGGGGCGGAGCGGCAGCUGCGGCCUGGGAUCCCCGCGCCGCUGGAGGGCUCGGGCCUUCUUCCCAGGUCUGCGGGUCGGGACGAAGAGGACUUCGACUCCUCCCCGCCUGACCACAGUAUGGUGACUGUGAUCGUCAGGCGCAGCCUUGACUUGCUGCUGGGCCUCUACUUCCUCUCCCACAUCCCCAUCACUCUGUUUUUCGACCUGCAGGUGGUGCUGCCACGAGAAUUCUACUGGGCCAAGUUUAGAAAUCUGCUGUCUUGGUAUGCUAAAGAGUUCAAAGACCCUCUGAUGCAGAGCACCCCAGUGUGGUUUAAGUCCUUCGUGUUUUGCGAGCUUUUGUUUCAGCUGCCUUUCUUUCCUGUUGCAACAUAUGCCUUCUUCAGAGGAAACUGCAAGUGGAUCCGCAUGCCUGCAAUCAUCUACUCAGUUCACACCCUAACAACCUUAAUUCCAAUUCUCUCCACAUUUCUAUUUGGGGAUUUCUCCAAAGCCAGUGGUUUCAAAGGACAAGGUCCUGAGACUUUCCAUGAACGAAUAACCCUUGUAGCCAUCUAUGCCCCCUACUUUGUCUUUCCCCUCAUACUUCUGUUAUUCAUGUUGAAGAAUCCCUUCUACGAGGAGAAAAGAAAGAGAAAAUGAGGAAAACAACCACUGACCCAGGGAAGAGACUUUCACAAGGCAGUUGCCUUUUUGACUCAAUACAAGAAAAACUACUCUGAACCAUGUCUCAGUAGCAUUUGAAACACCAGCAACAGUGCAUAAGAACACGAUGGUGGCAGGAGCCACAUGAAACCCUUACCUUCCAAGGGCACUGGGAUGAACAGAUUGAUCAGCAGGGGUGGGGCAAAGGAGUAUGGGUUUUCAUAGGAAAGUCGUGUCAAAUACCUUACCAUAUGCCUGAGUUCCAUUGUAGGAUUUCUAAAAGCAGGACCAGACCAGAAGCUGAGUAAGCUUCCUCAAAACAUGGCUUGCUUGACUCAUAAGGCAGCUAAUCCAUGGCAUAUACACACGACUAAACCUUUGACUCAUGAUUCGUUAUAGCUUGUCACCAAUCAACAAAAUAGUGGAGUUUUUCAGGCCAUUCAAAUUAGAAAUUGUGCCUCUUUAAUACUCAUUAGAAACUAUGUUUUCUUGGUCCUACCUCUACCCCUGGGAGAAAAAAGAGAAAAUACUAUGCAGAAGAGGUUUAAACUUAGUUCUCCUUAAGGUUCAGCCCCAGGAUGACCUGUCAAUCAAACAGGUUAAACUGGAAGAUGUUUGUUUCUUAAAUACAUCAUCCCGGGAGAUUUUAAGUCACCUUGUUCAUUUUAUUUCCAAAUCUUAGUCAUCCAUAUUUUAAAGACCACCUGAAACAAGUCUGGCAUCUAAAGACUGUUCUGGAAGUGUGCUUCCUAAUGGACAGCUUCAUCCUUCCUGCUAGUCUGGUCAUUAUCAUUUUGUUCAGGGGUGGGGAUAGCUGGGUGUGACAAGCCCAUCAUGUGCCUGUCAGGUCUCUUCACAUUAAUGCUCGACAUUCCAUCAGUGUUCUCUAAGUCUACUUGAGGCCAACAUUAAAGAGGAAAAACAAAAAACAGGUCCCAGUCAACUCCCUGAUUUUGUCCUUUUUGUUCACAAGCCAUACUGGUCUGACUGUUGGUACUGUCUGACUCAUGUGCAUCUGAUCCAAAUAAAGGCAAUUGCUGACCACUA
Sciurus carolinensis (gray squirrel) is the source of this 1732-nucleotide messenger RNA. It is a transcript of the gene Tmem97, whose product is annotated as transmembrane protein 97. Gene Ontology annotation, cellular component: endoplasmic reticulum. The coding region runs from base 14 to 682 and encodes 222 amino acids. NCBI's taxonomy places the organism in Eukaryota, Metazoa, Chordata, Mammalia, Rodentia, Sciuridae. The transcript is spliced from 3 exons. The record is from RefSeq and is a predicted model, not a curated record.